Messenger RNA from Acipenser ruthenus (sterlet), 580 nucleotides. It is a transcript of the gene saa, whose product is annotated as serum amyloid A. The transcript is spliced from 4 exons. Lineage: Eukaryota; Metazoa; Chordata; Actinopteri; Acipenseriformes; Acipenseridae. Gene Ontology annotation, cellular component: extracellular region. Bases 116 to 481 code for a protein of 121 amino acids. The record is from RefSeq and is a predicted model, not a curated record.
AUCUGAAUGGGAAUGAACCUCCUAUAAAUACCAGCCCAGUCCCUCACAGCUACACCAGGCGGAGACCGAAGACAAAGCUUUAGCGACUGUGUGGAGUGCUGAUCUUACUGGGAGAAUGAAGCUGUAUCUGUGUGCGCUCGUGCUGUGCCUUGUUCUUGGAGCCCAGGCUCAAUGGUAUAAGUUCCCAGGCCAAGCACUGGGAGGGGCUUAUGACAUGGGGCGAGCCUACAAGCACAUGAUAGAUGCCAAUUAUAUCGGUGCAGACAAGUACUUUCACGCCCGCGGGAACUAUGAAGCAGCUCAGAGAGGCCCCGGGGGGAAAUGGGCGGCUGAAGUGAUCAGCAACGGCCGUGAAGCUUGGCAGAGUUUCCGAGGCAGUGGGCAUGAGGACACUGCAGCUGACCAAGCGGCCAAUCACCAUGGUCGCAACGGAGGGAACCCCAACGACUACAGACCAGCCGGCCUCCCUUCGAAAUACUGAGCGGCUUCACCCUCAGCCACAGCCGGAUCUGUUCAAAAGCACAUGUACAAUUUGAUAAAGCGCUGUAGAACUCUCAAAUAAAUUCUUACCAAAAAAUUC